This is a messenger RNA of Phanerochaete carnosa HHB-10118-sp, 948 nucleotides long. RefSeq lists its product as uncharacterized. The coding region runs from base 189 to 494 and encodes 101 amino acids. The transcript has a single exon. The record is from RefSeq and is a predicted model, not a curated record. NCBI's taxonomy places the organism in Eukaryota, Fungi, Basidiomycota, Agaricomycetes, Polyporales, Phanerochaetaceae.
AUUCACGCCGCAAGACAAACAAUUGUUGACCAUGCAUAUCACUGUUGAAGCUCCUCCUGGUGCUAAUGUUGUUUCCGUCCCACACAAUCGCCAUCAUAGGCGCAGACGGCAUAGUUCGUGUGCUUUACCCACAUAAUACUUUUGCCCCGCUGAUUCUGCCAAAUGUAACAGGUUUUCACACCACAGGUAUGGCCACGGCCGGUCCAGGGAGACUUUUCCCCGUGGGAAGCGCAGCUGUAGCGUCGCCGACUAUAAUAACACCACAUCCCUACGAUCUUCCGCCGCGUCCUGUGACCGUUGCGCAGGACUUUGCGGGCGUCGGCAGCACGUACCCAGCAUACCAGGCUGGCAUUGUGCACAAUACAGCGAGUAUGCCGUACGCACGGUAUGGCAUGCCUGUCGCGCCGUCGUAUGGUGCCUCAGAUGUCCGUCCUGGAGUGCAAUAUGGUAUGCCAGCCGGGGCAGCAGAGGCUGCCGCUGUAUCGGGAUUAUAAAUGAGUGCUCCAGGCCCAUACUACGGGCAUGGGCAGUCACAUUAUGCGCCCACCGUACCAUAUGUAGCGACCCCAGCGACAUACCCGACUGGUCUGGGUGCCAAUACUGGGUACGCACCGUCUGCGGGCCAGCGAUCACCAGUGGGCGUACACAGGCUCGUAGGAUCUACGAGCUACGAUCCAUCGUUUGAGGCGCAUAGGAUACCGAGACAGGCACGUAUUCAAACGGGCUGGGUGAGACCCUGCUAACUUGCGCAGUAGAUGGACGUCGCUCCGACCGUGGCGUAUACCGGGCGCUAUCUUUACCCUAACCCGCGUGGGUACUACUGAUCCCCCAGUUUUGCUUGAGAGAGGUUGUGAAAUAUUUACUUUUAUAUCUGUAACAUAUCGUGUACUAUAAAUCAACCCUGGCGGUGCCUAAGAUCGCCCAUGUCAUCCUAGAAGUUGUAUGACA